Messenger RNA from Punica granatum (pomegranate), 750 nucleotides. NCBI's taxonomy places the organism in Eukaryota, Viridiplantae, Streptophyta, Magnoliopsida, Myrtales, Lythraceae. The record is from RefSeq and is a predicted model, not a curated record.
AUAAGACGAGCGAGAAAGGAUGAGCUGAGCUGAGGGACAUAGAAAUGGCUACUGCCGCUUCGCUUUCUCUUCUGCACCAGAGCGCCUUCUUGGGCUCUUCUCCUCACAAGCUCUCCGUCUCCGUCGGCCCGAAACUCGUCGGAGGAGCCCCACUGCGGUGGCCGCAGCAGCAGCAGCAGCCGCCUCUCCUGAUCGUCGAGGCCAAGACCCAGAGCAGAAGAGAGGACCGGACAGCCCGCCACUCUCGUAUCAGAAAGAAGGUUGAAGGGACUCCAGAGAGGCCUAGAUUAUGCGUCUUCCGCUCCAACAAGCACCUUCAUGUCCAGGUGAUUGAUGACACCAAGAUGCACACACUUGCUUCCGCUUCCACCAUGCAGAAGUCCAUCUCUGAGCAAUUCGACUACAGCUCAGGCCCCACCAUUGAAGUGGCACAGAAAGUGGGUGAAGCCAUUGCCAAGACAUGUUUGGAGAAAGGGAUCACAAAGGUGGCCUUUGACCGAGGUGGUUAUCCAUACCAUGGGCGGGUAAAGGCCCUAGCUGAGGCAGCUCGGGCCCAUGGCCUUGGCUUCUAAGGCACCUCGUUCUUCAUUUUUCGCUCUUGUGAGAAUUAUUGAUCAUUUAGGAAAGGAGAUUCCCUCUGUUCCAGCAACUCGAGAAGUGUUUGAUAAUGGAAGGCUUUUUGGUUCUUUAUUAUGCGACUUAUUCUUGUCCAGUUUAUUCCACUAAAUCAACAUAUGAGACUUUGACCGA